Austrofundulus limnaeus is the source of this 246-nucleotide messenger RNA. It is a transcript of the gene mtfmt, whose product is annotated as mitochondrial methionyl-tRNA formyltransferase. Lineage: Eukaryota; Metazoa; Chordata; Actinopteri; Cyprinodontiformes; Rivulidae. Gene Ontology annotation, biological process: biosynthetic process; conversion of methionyl-tRNA to N-formyl-methionyl-tRNA. The record is from RefSeq and is a predicted model, not a curated record. Gene Ontology annotation, molecular function: methionyl-tRNA formyltransferase activity. Gene Ontology annotation, cellular component: mitochondrion.
GACGGUUGGGUCGGCUUCAGGACUGUGGUUCUGAACAAACAACUGACAGCAGCUGAUUUUCAUAACGGAUAUUUACAUCAGAUACAGAAGAGCUCAGCCAAUCAGAGCUCAGGACAGUUCGUCAGUAAAAAAAGGAAAAACUGAGGAGAAUAAAAAGAUAAACUGACAGAAAAUAUUGUUUGAUAAAAACCUGUUUUUACACAUUUAUUGUAUUUAUAUUUGUAAACAAUAAACAAGAUUAAAACU